Stomoxys calcitrans (stable fly) is the source of this 1029-nucleotide messenger RNA. RefSeq names its product proteasome subunit alpha type-6 (gene Prosalpha1). Lineage: Eukaryota; Metazoa; Arthropoda; Insecta; Diptera; Muscidae. Bases 138 to 872 code for a protein of 244 amino acids. Gene Ontology annotation, cellular component: nucleus; proteasome core complex; cytosol. Gene Ontology annotation, biological process: ubiquitin-dependent protein catabolic process. The record is from RefSeq and is a predicted model, not a curated record. The transcript is spliced from 4 exons.
AGCUGCAUGACUGGUUGAUUUUGUUUGCGAGUGUUUGGGUCAUUUAGCCGCAUUGAAAACUUGUACAUUUCGAGUUUCAAUUUGAAAAAAGAGAAUAAAAUCGUCCAAAUUUAACAUUUCCAAACAAAAAAAAUAGAAUGUCUCGUGGAAGCUCUGCAGGUUUUGAUAGACAUAUUACCAUCUUCUCUCCAGAGGGUAGACUUUAUCAAGUCGAAUAUGCCUUUAAAUCGAUUAAUCAAGAAGGUAUUACUUCGGUUGCCAUUAAGGGAGCCGACUGUGCAGUGGUCGCCACCCAGAAAAAGGUUACAGAAAAAUUAAUAGAUCCAUCGACAGUCACCCAUCUGUUUAGGAUAACCAAAAAUAUUGGAUGCGUUAUGACUGGUCGUAUUGCCGACAGCCGCUCCCAAGUGCAGAAAGCCCGCUACGAAGCUGCAAAUUGGCGCUACAAAUAUGGCUAUGACAUGCCAGUGGAUGUUUUAUGUCGCCGCAUUGCUGACAUUAAUCAAGUGUAUACCCAAAAUGCUGAAAUGCGUCCAUUAGGUUGCAGUAUGACUCUAAUAGCGUACGAUGAUGAAAAUGGACCAUGCGUUUACAAAACAGAUCCUGCCGGUUACUUCUGCGGAUACAGAGCCAUCUCUGUGGGUGUUAAACAACUGGAAGCCAAUAGCUAUUUGGAAAAGAAAUACAAACCCAAUUUGAAUGAAGAGAAAACCAUACAAAUGGCAAUUACUUGCUUAUCCAAUGUUUUGGCAGUUGAUUUUAAACCCAAUGGCAUAGAAAUUGGUAUUGUUAGCAAAGAUCGUCCAGAAUUCACGGUAUUAAAUGAAAAAGAGAUUGAAGAUCACCUAACUAAGAUAGCUGAAAAGGAUUAAAUUUCGGUGGAGGCGGUAUGACUAGUUUUGCUGCAUUCGAAAUGUAGCUAUAGUGAGAAGCUGUCAUCUUAAGAUAAGCUAUAUUUAAAUUUGUAAAACAAACUGUAAUGGAAACUGGAAUAAAACAAAAAAAUGUUUGCUUUUCUUUUUAUUAAAA